UAUUUCAGAGUCUGUAAACCGAGACUAUCAUUACCGGAAUUUUAUGAGUAAAAAAAACGCCGGUACGUGGAUCUGGAACACGCAUACAUCAUUGGAAGUCUGCUCGGGACAUAGAGCGGACUGGCUGUAUUGAAAUCCUGUUCAUGUUCGGGGAGCUGCUGGCCUGGAAUUUCAAUACUGGACCUGUGUAUUAAAUUGUCUAAAUUCUGUUUGGGAUCAUAUCUCUAAACUUAAAAAUGGCGUCCCGUGGUAUCACCAUGACGGAGCCGACUUCAUACUCGCGGCCAAACACCCGGUCUCACUCAAAACGCAUGUCGGAAGAGCCUAUGAAGCCCACUACCAACGGAGCAUCGGCUGUUGACCGGAAGGCUGGACAAUGGGGGCGUGCAUGGGAGGUUGACGUGUUCACCACGGUGGGCGUACUCGCCCUCCUCACCCUCAUCCCCUUGGUAGUAUUCUACGUCCACGUCGCCUGUACCCACUACCAGUGCUCUCUCAUCACCCCUCCCCUGGAGAUGCAGAAGGGCGCCCUCACCCUCACCAUGCUGUGGGAUCAGAUGCCGUCCAUCACGUGGGAUGGCGUUACCAUAACAGCCAUCUGGAUGACUUUUCAGGUUGUGCUCUUCUACUUGCCGGAUCUCUUCCAAUAUAUCAUUCCCGGCUACGUCGGCGGUAUGCAACUCGGGGCCGUAACACCGUCAGGUAUCCGGAAUCCUUACCUUAUCAACGGCUUGCAGGCAUGGUUCAUCUCCAACGCCAUUUUCGUGGCGAACGCCCUCUAUUUUGAAUGGUUCUCGCCAUCCAUUGUGUUCGAUCACCGCGGCUCGCUCCUGUGGUGCGCCAACGCCAUCGGCAUCUUUGUAGCUACAUUCGCCAUCGUGAAGGCUUACUUCUUCCCGACCCACGCCCCUGAUCGUGUCUUUACGGGUAACAUCUUCUAUGAUUACAUGAUGGGAAUCGAGUUCAACCCCCGCAUUGGAAAGAUGUUCGAUUUCAAGCUUUUCUUCAAUGGACGACCGGGUAUCGCAGCCUGGACCAUCAUCAACUUCUCCAUGGCCAUGAAGCAGUACGAGCUCUACGGCUACAUCACCAACUCCAUGAUCCUAGUCAACUUCCUGGAGUUGAUCUAUGUGGUGGAUUACUUCUGGAACGAGGCAUGGUACCUUCACACCAUCGACAUGCACCAUGAUCACUUUGGAUGGUACCUUGCCUGGGGUGAUAUGGUCUACCUGCCAUUCAUGUAUACGCUUCAGUGCUUCUACCUGGUGUUCAACCCCGUCGAUCUCUCCUGGCCCAUCUUCACCGCCAUCUUCCUCCUCGGAACCGUCGGCUACUACAUCUUCCGGUCGGUCAACCGGCAGAAGGACUACUUCCGGCGCACAAACGGACAAGCCCCCAUUUGGGGCGCCAUGCCCAAGUACAUCGACGCCACCUACAUGAGCGGUGACGGGGAGGAGAGGAAGAGCAAGUUAUUGCUCUCGGGCUGGUGGGGUAUCACCAGGCAUAUGAACUACACUGGUGACCUGAUGCAGGCAGCGGCCUGGUGCCUCUCCUGCGGAGUAGGACACAUCUUCCCCUACUACUACCUGGUCUUCAUGCUCAUCCUGCUCAUCCACCGCUGCCGGCGGGACGAGGACCGUUGCCAUGCCAAGUACGGCAAAUCAUGGGACCUCUACAUGGAAAAAGUCCCAUGCAGGCUUAUACCUUACAUCUACUGAAAAUAUUGCGAAGUAUAACGUAAAAGUAGUCAAACCUGGUAUCAGGAAAAGUCCAAAUAAAUUUCCCGACCAGCUUCAGAAUAGUAAUAUCAGAAGCAUGUAACCACCAAUAACGUUUGUAGAAACAAAUUAACAUAACACAUUUCACUUAAAUGCCCCUCUCCUUACGUUAGCCAAUCAGGAUCUAUAUUUAAUUAUUAACAGCUGUAUCACUGCAUUCUGAUUGGCCAAUGCUAGGAAAGUUGCGAUCACAUUAUACGUCUAUUUGCAGAACGUCACUCGGCAUUUAUUGGCAGCGUACGUUCUUUCCCUGAGCUUUCGGGAAUCGCGGCCUUUCCAAUAUCACUUUAUUCAUUUAAUCUUUAUUUUUUUGGCUCAUGAUGUUGAAAUUGGUCGGAAUUUAGCUCAAACGAGUGUGAACUCUGAAGGCCCCAAGCUCCCUGAAAGGAUUCUUGCUGGUAGGCAUAACAGUGCCGAACAAAAAUAGAAAUACGUUCAUGUACUUCUUAUUGCAUCCGAUCAUCACCUAGUCGUACACCUUCAGAUAUAAAGGGGUUUAACUGACGACACAAAGAACAAACACAAAAAAAA
Molecule: messenger RNA, 2309 nt
Organism: Strongylocentrotus purpuratus (purple sea urchin)
Lineage: Eukaryota; Metazoa; Echinodermata; Echinoidea; Camarodonta; Strongylocentrotidae
Product: 7-dehydrocholesterol reductase
Exons: 7
Coding region: 237-1718 (493 amino acids)
Biological process (GO): brassinosteroid biosynthetic process; cholesterol biosynthetic process
Cellular component (GO): endoplasmic reticulum membrane
Molecular function (GO): 7-dehydrocholesterol reductase activity
Source: RefSeq, a predicted model, not a curated record